AGUUGUGUAAAAUGAGUGCUGAUGUUCAUGAAACUCAAUAAUUGUCACUUGAUAACAUUGAUUCUGUUCAUACGCGGCUAAAAUGCUGUUUCUCACAAAGGUAAGCGAAAAAGUUGUUCGAUUUAUUAUCGAUGUACCAAAUCAGCAACUCCGAAGAUGCUGUCAUGUAGACGCCAGUUUGAUCCGGAACUUUGCAAUCAUAGCCCACGUGGAUCAUGGGAAAAGCACUCUGGCUGACAGACUUUUGGAAGAGACUGGUACUAUCAAAAGAGGAGUGCACGGGGAGAGACUGCUGGAUAAUUUGGAAGUGGAAAAGCAAAGAGGCAUCACGGUCAAGUCUCAAACUGCAACCAUGCGUCACAAGAUGGGUAAGAGAGAGUACACUUUAAACUUGAUCGACACUCCCGGACACAUUGACUUCAACUUCGAAGUGUCACGAUCCCUAUCUGCAAUACAGGCUGUCCUUCUACUCGUGGACGCCAACGAGGGCAUACAAGCACAGACCAUAGGGAAUUUCUUCCUGGCAUUUGAACGUAAUCUAGUCAUCAUUCCUACUUUAAACAAAAUUGACUUGAAAACGGCAAUUCCCGAUCUAGUGACAAAGCAGAUGAAGGAGGUUUUUGGAAUGCGAGACGAUGAGUUUAUACGCGUGAGUGCCAAAGCUGGAACAGGAAUCCAGGAACUGUUGGACGCUAUUGUUGAAAGGGUUCCCCCUCCCCAAGUGAAACGACUGGAGCCUCUUAAAGCUUUGGUUUUUGACUCCCAGUUUGUGGGAGGUAAAGGAUAUCGGUGCAGUGUAUUUAUACAUGCGGGAGUGCUCUCGAAGAACCAAGAUGUGCAAUUGUACAAUAGUGAGAUCUCGUGUCAAGUGAGAGAAGUGGGUUUGUUCAGUCCAGACCCAAAGGAGUGUGAACAACUGGAGGCCGGUCAGGUGGGCUAUGCCCUGCUGAACCACAAGAAACUAGAAGACGUGAAACACUUAGUAGGCGAUACAUUAUUUCACAAGGACACUAAACGCGAUUCGUUCGAGGCGUAUAGCAAAGUGGCGACGCCUCAGAGGAUGGUGUUCGCGGGAGUGUUCACAGACCAGUUGUCGGAACUGGAUAGUCUCUCGUCAGCUAUAGAGAAACUCUGUCUCAAUGACAGCAGUGUGUUGGUGGCCAAGGACAGCAACCACGCACUAGGACAGGGCUGGAGGCUAGGAUUUCUCGGUGUGUUGCACAUGGAGAUUUUCAUGCAGCGACUGGAGCAGGAGUUCGGAGCAUCUCCAGUGGUCACAUUGCCCAGUGUGCCUUACAGGGUCAAACUGAAGUACGACAAACAGAUCAAAGAACACAGAGGCCAACAGGUCAUCGAGAUCAGGUCCCCUCUGAAACUGCCCUACCACCUGCACGUGGACAAGUACUAUGAACCUUUCGUUCAGGCCACCAUCAUCAGUCCCAUGGAGCACCUAGACACCAUCCUCAAUUUGGUUUCAAUGAGGAGGAGUUCAGGCGAGAAUGUCUCCUCGAUCACAGACACGAGAUACAUGAUCACAUGCAAAAUGCCACUUGCAGAAGUCAUAACAGAUUUCAACGAUGCACUCAAAAGAGCCACUUCAGGUCUUGCUAGUUUCGACUAUGAAGACUGUGGUUUUGAAGAGGCAGAUUUGGUGCGGAUAGACUUCCUGUUGAACAAACACAUGAUUGACGAGUUCUCUAUGAUAUGUCAGAGAGAAAUGAUGCAUUCUAAGUGUAGACACAUGAUUGACAGAUUGGCAGAGCAUAUCCCAAAACAGCAGUUCGAGAUCAAAAUACAGGCCGUCAUUUCCGACACUUCUACUGUCGUUGCUAAGGGUAAAGUGAACGCCCUUCGGAAAGACGUGUUCCGGAAACUGCACGGAAGCAUAGGAGUGGAGAGACGGUCUGCACUUCUCAAGGCACAGGCGGAUGGGAAGAAGAGACUGCGUAUGGUGGGAAACAUACAGAUACCCAAGAAGGUCUUCGUCCAGGUCAUGAAGGCCGCCACAUCUAAAUAAGAACAUAAGAACAGCUCGCAAACUCAACUAUCGAAAGCUAGCAUCUAUAUUUGCUAAUUGGUACGCUUUUCGGCAAAUGAGACGGCGAAUAAUUUUUCUAGAAUGUUCUAGAAUAAAACAACUUUACUGAUUAAAAUGUCUUCUUUAUUUCUCGAAAAGUAAAUUCAAUUGCUGGAAGUUUUAAAGAGUUCAUGAACAGUUUCAAGAAAUUUUA
Molecule: messenger RNA, 2231 nt
Organism: Symsagittifera roscoffensis
Lineage: Eukaryota; Metazoa; Xenacoelomorpha; Acoela; Convolutidae
Product: translation factor Guf1, mitochondrial-like
Exons: 11
Coding region: 83-2017 (644 amino acids)
Biological process (GO): positive regulation of translation
Cellular component (GO): mitochondrion
Molecular function (GO): GTP binding; mitochondrial ribosome binding; GTPase activity
Source: RefSeq, a predicted model, not a curated record